UAGGAGAGUGCUGAGGUCGGAGGAACCGGCACCCAAGCAUCACUCCGGACCCCAAACCUCCAGCGCCACCACCACCCCGGAGUGCAGAGCCAGACUUGAUGAUGGCAGUCUGGAGUGAGCAGCUCAGUGGGGAAAAACCUCUGUAAAGGGCCCCCAGACCUCCCUGGGGAGGACCUCCGCCGACCUGGGCUUAGGAGGCCGAGCAGUGCCAGCCACAGACCAGCCAUUGUUGGGACCAAGGGCCUGAGGCCCAGCCAGCCUCAAUGGAGGACAAGAAGAAGAAAAGGAGUCCCAAGCCCUGCCUGACCCAGCCAGCUGCGGCCCCAGGAACACUCCGCAGGGUCCCUGUGCCCACCAGCCACAGUGGCUCUUUGGCUCUGGGCCUCCCUCAUCUGCCUUCCCCCAAGCAGCGGACCAAGUUUAAGAGGGUAGGAAAGGAGAAAUGCCGCCCAGUGCUGGCUGGAGGUGGGGGUGGCUCUGCAGGCACCCCCCUGCAGCACUCAUUCCUGACUGAGGUGACAGAUGUCUAUGAGAUGGAGGGGGGACUGCUGAACCUGCUCAAUGAUUUCCACUCAGGCCGACUGCAGGCCUUCGGGAAGGAAUGCUCCUUCGAGCAGUUAGAGCACGUGCGGGAGAUGCAGGAGAAGCUGGCCCGGCUUCACUUCAGCCUGGAUGUGUGUGGGGAAGAGGAGGAAGAGGAGGAGGAAGAGGAUGGAGUCACUGAGGGACUGCCUGAGGAGCAGAAGAAGACAAUGGCUGACCGCAACCUGGACCAGCUGCUUAGCAAUCUGGAAGAUCUUAGUAAUUCUAUACAGAAGUUGCACCUGGCGGAGAACGCUGAGCCUGAGGAGCAGUCAGCUAUGUAGGUGUCGGACCCAGGCCCAGACUACCCCCUCUUAUUAACUUCAAACUGUGACUUUUUACGGACUUGUAUUCCGCGGCCCCCCAGGUGCUAAGGAGAGGGGGGUAUUGGGUGGAAUUAAACCACAAAGAAAGAAAA
This is a messenger RNA of Hipposideros armiger (great roundleaf bat), 1000 nucleotides long. It is a transcript of the gene CCDC28B, whose product is annotated as coiled-coil domain containing 28B. Gene Ontology annotation, cellular component: centrosome. Bases 264 to 866 code for a protein of 200 amino acids. Lineage: Eukaryota; Metazoa; Chordata; Mammalia; Chiroptera; Hipposideridae. The record is from RefSeq and is a predicted model, not a curated record. The transcript is spliced from 7 exons.